Messenger RNA from Vicugna pacos (alpaca), 9078 nucleotides. Lineage: Eukaryota; Metazoa; Chordata; Mammalia; Artiodactyla; Camelidae. The record is from RefSeq and is a predicted model, not a curated record.
AAAGGCCCUGCCUCCUCUGUGAAGUAACAGUUCGUGGCAAGACAAGCCCAGAACCAAGACGCUGUCAUCACAGGUGUCUGCAUCCCUGCUCCGCGAGGCCCUUCCCCAGCCUGCCGUGCGGAGCCGUGUCCACUCCCCUCCUCACGCCAGCAUCGCUGUAUCACCGUCAGACAUUCCAGAUGUGUCCCCACCAGAAGGGGUGUUCCUGGACAAGGGGGACUUCGUGUCCUCUGCUGUUUUUUCUACCUGGGAUACGACGGACUGAGCUCAGCACGUGGUGUGUGCUCGGUGACACAGGGGUGGCCUCCAUCCUAAUCGGCUCCGGCUCCUGGGUUGUUUUCUUGUUUAAAGAUUUUUAUUUUCUUGGAGGCUGGAGCCCACCCUGAGGCCAGCCCCGUCCCGCCAGGAUGGUGGACACAGAGAGCCCGAUUUGCCUCCUCUCCCCACUCGAGGCUGAUGAUCUGGAAAGCCCAUUAUCCGAAGAAUUCCUGCAGGAAAUGGGCACCAUUCAAGACAUCUCUCCAUCCAUUGGUGAGGACAGUUCCGGAAGCUUCAGCUUCACAGAGUACCAGUAUUUAGGAAAUGGCCCAGGGUCAGAUGGAUCCGUUAUUACCGACACCCUCUCCCCGGCUUCGAGUCCCUCGUCCGUCACUUACCCCGUGGUUCCUGGUGGCACUGAUGACCCUUCCAGCGUAGCGCUGAACAUUGAAUGUAGAAUCUGUGGGGACAAAGCCUCGGGCUACCAUUACGGAGUCCACGCGUGUGAAGGCUGCAAGGGAUUCUUUCGGAGAACGAUUCGGCUAAAGCUGGUGUACGACAAAUGCGACCGGAGCUGUAAGAUUCAGAAAAAGAAUCGGAAUAAAUGCCAAUACUGUCGUUUUCACAAGUGCCUUUCGGUUGGGAUGUCCCAUAACGCGAUUCGUUUUGGACGAAUGCCAAGAUCUGAGAAGGCAAAACUGAAAGCAGAAAUCCUCACGUGUGAACAUGACCUAGAAGAUUCGGAAACCGCGGAUCUCAAGUCUCUGGCCAAGAGGAUUUACGAGGCCUACCUGAAGAGCUUCAACAUGAACAAGGUCAAGGCCCGAGUCAUCCUCGCGGGAAAAGCCAGCAACAACCCACCUUUUGUCAUCCACGACAUGGAGACGCUGUGUAUGGCCGAGAAGACGCUGGUGGCCAAGUUGGUGGCCAACGGCAUCCAGAACAAGGAGGCAGAAGUCCGCAUCUUCCACUGCUGCCAGUGCACGUCCGUGGAGACCGUCACGGAGCUCACGGAAUUCGCCAAGUCCAUCCCGGGCUUCGCCAGCUUGGACCUGAACGAUCAGGUCACCCUGCUGAAGUACGGGGUUUACGAGGCCAUAUUUGCUAUGCUGUCUUCUGUGAUGAACAAAGACGGGAUGCUGGUAGCCUACGGAAACGGCUUCAUAACCCGCGAGUUCCUGAAAAGCCUCAGGAAGCCGUUCUGCGACAUCAUGGAGCCCAAGUUUGAUUUCGCCAUGAAGUUCAACGCGCUCGAGCUGGACGACAGUGAUAUCUCCCUCUUCGUGGCUGCUAUCAUUUGCUGCGGAGAUCGGCCCGGCCUCCUGAACGUGGGACACAUUGAGAAAAUGCAGGAGGGCAUUGUGCACGUUCUGAGGCUCCACUUGCAGAGCAACCAUCCCGACGACGUCUUCCUCUUCCCAAAACUCCUCCAGAAACUGGCAGACCUGCGGCAGCUGGUCACGGAGCACGCGCAGCUGGUGCAGGUCAUCAAGAAGACGGAGUCGGACGCGGCUCUGCACCCGCUGCUGCAGGAGAUUUACAGGGACAUGUACUGAUGUCCUGCCCGUGAACACAGAAGAGGAAGUCGUGCAGGGUUUCUGCCGGCGACAGCACGACGCGUGAGCGGUGGCGGCGGUGCGACUGUGCACACGCGGCCACACUUUAGCCUUACACGACGGGAGUCUGGGCUCCGGGUAACCGAGUCCUGUUCCACGUCUCUGUCUUCUUUUAACCAGUACUUCUGAGCGCGUGCAAAGUAUUGAAAUGCCGAUGGUAGGCGGCUGACAGUCCGGACUUGGAAAAUUAAGAAGAGUGAUGUUCAGCGGUCCGAUUUUAACACACCUGAUGUUAGUUAAUCAUCACAGGUUUCUUUACAUCAUGUUCGUAAUUUGCCGUCACGUUAGCCUCAGAACUUGCGCUCUGUCUUCCCUUUUCGCCACCUUUUGACUGUCGUGCUCCUUUCUAAUUUGGAAAACUAAUCAGCACUUUCUAACUUUCAUAAUCCUGUGAGUCUAGGUGCAUCCAAAGGUUAGGCGUUUUAGAAGCAGCCAAGUAUUUAUUUGGAAGACUUCGAUUAUGUUCCCUGAACUUGAAGAAAGGCAACAUGCUGGGCUUUUUUCACCAUAGGAUUUAGGAUUCCGAGAAUUCUCUGAUAAGCUGUGCGCAGGCGGGGUGGCUUUGUUUCAGUGUGCUGCUUUCCUGCUUAGGGCUGAUACGUGGAGAAGUCUAUCCCCAGGUUUGUGUAGAAGGUCCCGGAAGCCGGUCUCAGGCCCCUCUGGACUUGGUUCUUUGCCGUGUGAAGCUAGCGUCUGUGGUUGGCAGGGACGAGACAGACUGAACGUAGGUCAGCUUCCCAUUCCUCUCACCUCGAUUCCCCCUCAAAUCUGAACCAGCCCAGUCAGGCUUUUGGGGGCCAUGGGCGUGUCUUCAGGGGCAAACUGACAAAUGAUUUGUAAAUGUUGCUCUGGGCCCCCUGCCCCCAUCAAGGCAGCUCUGUGGUCUUUUUCUAUGUUGCUUUUGAAAUAUGCAGCUUUAUUAUUUUUUUUAAACACUUGCUGGUGGUAGCUGCUUCGUGGAGAGAAGAUGUGGCAGAUGUGAGUUCAUGGCGUGGCUCGGGGGGUGGGCAGGGGUCUUAUCCGGAGAAUGGUGCCGGGUGGAGGGGUGGGGUGAAUCUCAGGAUUCCUGACAGGCUGGUGGUUUCACAGAGACGGAGAGUUGUCUCCUCUUCCAACUACGUGCGGAAGGGGCUUGGCCCAGUAUCUAAAAUAGUUGUUUCAGCCUUAAAGAGCAGCUCCUCAGCCUCGGUCCAGUUACGAAAGCAGUGUUGUUUAUGGGUGUGUCUCAGAACACCUGGACCUGGAAAGCCUCUCUGUCCGCCGCAGCAGACGAACUGUCCCGUCAGAGGGCUUGCAGCAGGGCCUCCCCCCGAGCCAGACGGGCUGAGCCUGCAGGCUCCGCUGACUCUGCAAGGUCCCUGGGCGCCUCCUGGACUGACAGCACUUACGGCCUGGUUGUACCUUAGCUCCCUCCCCCUUUAUCUUUGAGGAAUUCGGUUCUGUAAGGUCAUUGUUACUAUUUGCUGUUGAAGAGUGACUAGGAUGGAAUUUGGUUAAGUUCCCAAGAUCAGCAUCACUACAAGCGGAACUGUGAGACCUCAACUAGAAAAAAGCAAAGGUUACAAUCAGGAUGUCCUUUUGACAUAACACAUGUAGCGAUGUUUUUUAUCUUCAUUUUUUAAGAUAUAUCCAAUCAAAGGAUCUGUUGGAAGCAAACAAAGGCAUUUCCUCUUUAGAAUGACACCAAUCACGGGUCUCCCUAAGUCAGAAGGGCUUUGAGUCACGUGGUGCAUCCAUUUCCUGUUCUCUCCUAAAGUGCGACCUCCCCGGGCUGGGAGCCUGGCGGGCUGUGGCUUGCUGCAGGUCUCCGGUCGCGGACUGGAUUCUGGGGCCAGGCGUGUGUCGCCUCUCGCUCUGGUGUCCAGGGACAGAUCCACUCAAAUGGACGCGACUUCGGAAAGUGAACCUUGAGACGCAGGCUUUCAGAAAAGCUGUCCAUCCUGUUUAGAUCCUCGUGAAGCCUACGUAAAACAGCUCCCAGUUUAUACUGGCCGCAGGAGCAAGCCGACGGGGGCCCAGGCGCUGCAUCGGCCGCGUCAGUGAGCCUCGGCCUCUCCUGGGGCCCAGCCAGAGUACCCGCCGCACCCCUGGGGAAGCCACAGAGGAGGCCACAAGCGACCUCAGUGUGAAAGUCACUUGACCUUGUUCCCUUGUUAAUAAGAAGAAAUUCGUUUUGAACGACGGUGUCACUGAUUGCCACUCGGAAUAUUUUGGGCCACCUAAUCCAAGAUUUCUCAGAGCACUGAUAGUCAAAUAUGAACGAGUUAUUCACCAGGCCAUACACGGUAGUACUUCCAAUAGGAACUUUAAGGGGUACACGGACUGCUGGCUGGGCUUCAGUGGACAUCGUCAGCAUCAGCGACAACGGAAGCGUUGCAGCAGGUUCCAGGUGCUUCAACCAUGAGUGUGGAGCCCGCUGCCCCGGUGCUGGACACAGGACGUGGGGGCCCCCUUUGCACCACCCUGAGCCCACCUUCAAGUCGCUGUUUAAACCUGAUUCUUCAUGUCCUCGCCUGUCCUAGCACAGAGGGCUGAACUCCCCAGAGACCACAGGUUACGGGCAGCCUCUGUCUCCAGUGCUGACGGGAAAGAGGGAUGAGGGGCUCGCGGCGCCCCUCCUCUGCCUCCUGGGCAUUUCCAGUUGGAGCCCCCCACACUGAGUUCUGCACCGGCCACCCCACGAGAGGCCAGAGGGCUGCACAUGCAGGGAGUUGUUUUGGUGACAUCCGGUAUUGUCAGAAACCGGGUCCCCUCCAGCCGUCAGUGGGUGCGGGAUUUGGGAGCAGCUUGAAUUUUGCCGGAGCUUGGGAGCCCCUCCUUCCUUCCCGCCUUGUCUCCGGGUUCCCUGUGACCUUCCUACAGCUCUCUGGUGCAAUGAGUUUAAAGCAUCUUCCCAAAGAGGAUGGGGGAGGAGGGUCUAGGUCAGAGGUAGAGCGUGUGCUCACCACACACGAGGUCUUGGGUUCAAUCCCCAGGACCUCCAUUAAGACUAACUAACUCAAUAAACCUAAUUACCUCCCCUCCCGAAAAAAAAAAAAGAUACACGCACACAAAUAAUACCUGUGAACGGAGGCGAAGGGAUCUCCAUGCAUUCAUGCCUAUGAGAGCUGUCCCUCUUAAAGGGCCUCCUCCCUUUCCUCCUAUAAGCAUAGCACGCAGCUUUCCGCUGGAGCGAUGUGUUUCUUUCUGCAGUAAAACUACAGAAGCAGGUGGCCUCGAGGACCGUGCGGAGGUUCCAGCCCCAGGGCAGCAUCCUAAGAUCCGAGCAGAAGCUCAAGGCACAAGUAAGAUCCUUUGUUUGACAUAUGAUGAUAAGUAAACCAUUAAUUCAGCAGCUCCUGCUUCCCCAAGCCUGCAGCGGGACAGCCACCUCAGGAGAGCUGUCAGAGGCACUGUUAAAAAUCAAGGUGCAUACAAACGCGGGGGCUUUCUGGUGCGCCUCUAGUCUGACCUGAGCUGAGGGCUCAGGCUGUAUGCUCACUGCCGCUGUGUGCGCUGAGACACGAAAGUUUACAGGACUCUUCAGGGGAACUUCUGUUGUUUGAAGGGAGCCUUACAGACACACACGUGCAGAAGUCGCUGCGCGUGAGCGGUACCCGGGUUUAGGAGAAACGGCAGUGGUCCCGGCUUGCGGUGACCUGCCCUCCGAGGCCUCCCGCCUCCAGCUGUGCCUGCUGGCCAUGCGUAAGCCUGUUUGUUCAUGGAGAGAUCCUGGCAGGUGAGGAUGGAGAGAGAUGCCUUCGUGCAAGCCUCCAUCAGGCCAUGGCUUUCCAAAGCCUCUCCGCCCCACAGUUGCACCUGCGCCUGGCUCCGGGCGUUUCCAGCCUCUGGCUCCCGUUUCAAACCACUGGGAUGCCGGGCACGUUUGGUAACUAUGACCAGAUACACGAUGGAGAGGUUGUGUGUGUGUGUGUUGACCCAAUGACCACAUCUGUCUCUGGAAUGUCUUUAAAACUCCUGUUUAAAUAUGAAUCCAUUGUUUCAACCAGCAAGUCCAGUGCUCCCAGCUAAGACUGACUUGACCACCAGCUUGGCCUUUUGUGGGGGCUUCCAGGGACCCAGGGAGAGCCCGGCACCCUCAUAGUACCUCUUCGACCCGUGUUGCCUUUCAAAACACAGAUCCCGCAAGGAAAACAUGUCAGGUGCUCCCAGCUACCCACCUAGGCUGUCAACGCAGGUUCCUGCUGUCUCCUCCAGGUCUCCGCCCCAUGAUGGAAACACCUGGGCUCGGAUGAAGGUUCUCCUGGCGGUGCAGGUUUGGCCCCAGGUCUAGCGCAUUUCCACCACCUCCGGGUUCCUGCGGGUUAGCCUGGGCCACCUGGAGGGGUUACUUGCUCUUAAAUUCACAACAGUGGUGUCAACUCAGGAGAGGUCAGGAAAUUAUACCGUCCAUAGAAGUCACAAGAUAAGGUCGAUGCCAUCAACUGAGGGCUUACGGAUUGUUAUAAAGUGUCCGGGGAGGACCUUCUCCACACUCACCGUUUGUACGGCACUGGGAGGCGGGCGCUGGCCUUUUCCAAAGCCAGGUUAUCUGUAUUUGUUCAUCUUCAAAGUGGCCCCGCUUCUCUUAAAUCUUGGUCCAAGCUGACUUAUGGGCUCCCCUGGGAUUAAGGAUUCUUACCAACCAAGUCUGCAUCAAGCGGUCAGCUAAGGGGAAUCUUGCCUUCCUGACAGCAGUGACCUUCAGAUGGCACAGCCUGCCUACAGCAGGAGGGCCCCGCGGACCGCUCAGCGGGGCCGUGACGGUAACCAGGCUGCCCGAACGGUGCUGACCGCGCCUCCUUACCUGGGCUCUUUCCGCCUUACCCCGGUAAGGACUGUCCCCACAGCAAGAUCUCCUCUGGGGACCUUCUGCCCGGACAGAUCUAAGACUCGGCUCCAAAGGUGAAGUCUGUCUGCUUUUAGGUGCCGUUUUAAUACAAUUCAGGGACGUGGCCAUCGACCCUCAGCCUGUGAAACACACUAGAAUGAGAAUAAAGGCCAGAAAUCGGUCUGACUCAGAACACAGGAGACCCCUCUGUUUCCCUGGAAACUACAAUACAAGCUAAAAUGUGAUCUUGGAAGUUUUGUUAAGACAAAAGGGAAAAAAGACAGUUGAGUCUUCACGCUUCCAUUUCAAACGUUAAGUAGUGCUUUCUGUUCGGCUGUUUUCCUGGGACACGGCAGGUCCUCGAGCUGCAGAGGGGGCCGCUGUGGGCGCCACCUGGUCACUGGAGCAGAAAGUGAGAGGUGCCGCCCCGGCUGACUUCCAGCAGCCUCUUCCCAGCUUAAGGCAUCAGGACUCCUAGGUCGAGUGGGGCUGUCAGCAGACCAUCUGCUUCUCAGAAUCUCCGUCCGAGACAAGAGAAGUCUCCCUGUUUACUUCCACCCCUCUGAGGAAAGGGGGCCACUGUGGCCCAGCUGGGAUCCAUGCAGCCACGUCCUCCGGGACUCCUUUGCCUAAUAGCACAGACCAAACUGCAUCCACUUCACGGUCACAUCCUGACUGAGGCAACUGACAACAGCAAGGACCUCAGUGCCCCCGUGGUUGUUCAAUGCAUUAUUUAGCAAAAAAAAAAAAAUCAAUUUUUUAACAUCACAAACAGCAAAUUAAGACCUGGGUCAGGUUUGUAAAUUUAAAAUGUGUUUGCUAGUUUGGGUCACAUAUGAAGCCUUCCAUGUUUUCCCCAGAGGAGGUGACACACCGGCUUCCUACCCCCUGCCCUCCCCCGGCACCCAGCACCUAAAGUCUGUUCUGUAAUGAACAGUCCAGAACCACGCCAGCCGGUGCACGGACGAGCGCCCCAUCACCCCUGCCUCCUGGGACGAGCGGGGAGCUGCGGGGCCAUGGGCAUGUGGGCCACCAAGUCCCCAGACCCUGAAGACAAGUGAUUUCAAGGUAAAAUCAUUCACUUUGGGGAAAUGUCUUUUCAUUUUAAAGGCACAGAUGGCCUGGUCCUUUUUUCAGGCCUAAAAAAGAAUGUACCUCACAUAAGAUGGAUACCACUCAGAACCCUUUUUGGUAAGAUCACGGUAUUCGAAUUUGAGUAUCACUAUUUUUUCUACACUGUAUGGUAAAAAGAACUAUGUUAAUGGCUAUAUCUUAAAUACUGUGAUUUUUUUUAAAUCCUAAUAUAAAUAUUUUACUAACUUACAAUCAUGCAUCUAAUAGCAGACACUUGGAUUCCCCUGAAAUCAGUGUUAGUUGACAUGCACUCUUAGCAGCCCAGCUCCUGGACCUGUGGAAACAGAGGAAGCUGAACUACCACAGCUGAAACACAGCUGCGCACACACACGCACACACGCUCGGCAGGGCUCCUCCUCUCGGAGCCCUUGUGUGUGAAGUCUGCGCGCUUCACAUACAAGACGACAAGCACGUGUCUCUCUGCCAUUCCCACCAGCAAGGCUGCCUCAGGCCGGGUUAGCAGUCAGUGACCCUGCACAGCAGGGUCUCGCCCAAGGCCGUGAACUAUUCCUAUGUAGUGAGUAGCUGUCUGCUCUUCAGGGAAUUACCUCCUGUGGGAUUUUACCAAAGAACUUUGCAAUUUGAAAUACUCUGCUGGGUCCCUGGCAGCCCCCAGAUGGCCCAACCCAGAGCAUAAAGCAGAAGCCACAGACCCUCGUGAGUCCCCCAUACGUUGUUUUCUGUAUCUUGGCAAAUUUCUUCUUGAUAUCUGUCUGUACUGCCCACCGGGACCUGUGGGGCUCAUGCCGAAACUCGAGGGGGGAGCCUUGCCAGACACAGGGCAGGACAGCGCAGGCUUCCAAAGCCAGGACUGAGCCUGGUUUCUUGGUGUGUUCAUCGUCACUGUUCUCGGGUGCCUUAUACUCUCAAAGUACUUAGGGGCUGACAGACCCUUUGUAUUUUAUACUAAACAGGAGAAUUCCAAAGCAGAUCUUCCCUGGGCAUGAUGGCAGGGCACCCAGGGCGGCAGGAAGCCGCGUGUGUGGAGAGGAGCAAAUGGGAUCUUGUAGUCACUUUAUGGUUAGCGGUUCCAGGCAAUUAGAAAAUGGCUAUAAAAUAACUUUGAUUUUUUAAAAAUCUUGGGUGUUACCCAGUUUCCCUUUACGAGAUUGAACUGAUCACACAUAUUGAUUUAUAUCCUGAAUUUAUGGGAACUUAUGUGUUUGGAAUGUCCUACUGUAAGACUGAUGAAUGUAAAGAGUUAAUUUCAGGGUACAGUUUUGCCUUAAUGGUUUUAAAAAAUAAACUAUUUUUAAAAAU